Molecule: messenger RNA, 5010 nt
Organism: Neocloeon triangulifer
Lineage: Eukaryota; Metazoa; Arthropoda; Insecta; Ephemeroptera; Baetidae
Gene: SPoCk
Product: calcium-transporting ATPase type 2C member 1
Exons: 14
Coding region: 52-2949 (965 amino acids)
Biological process (GO): intracellular calcium ion homeostasis; manganese ion transport; calcium ion transmembrane transport
Cellular component (GO): endoplasmic reticulum; plasma membrane; Golgi membrane
Molecular function (GO): ATP binding; ATP hydrolysis activity; P-type calcium transporter activity
Source: RefSeq, a predicted model, not a curated record
GGACUUUUCCCGGUGGCGUUUAUAUUGUUUCGUUGACAAUAGAGAAGCGAAAUGGUGGCUCGGGCAAGGCAUUCAGUCAAAGAGCACCCGACGCCGCCCUUUCUUGAGGACAAAAAGGGUAAAGUCAUAGGUGGACCGAUGAAUGGUCUCUUGGCCGGCGUCAGAGACUAUCAGAUCGAAGAUGAGAUUGUUUAUCAGCAAAGAUGCCAGAUUAUCCGAAUCAAUGAGAGCGAGGAGAAGUCCGAGAUGUGGCUCUCGACGGGUGAGGCCUCCAGCCUGGGGGCGGAGGAGGUGGCCGCUCGGCUCGACACGCACCUGCACAACGGCCUCGAGUGGCGAGAGGUCGAGCUGCGCAGGCAGCUCGCCGGGUUCAACGAACUCACCGUCCUGGAGGAGGAACCCACGUGGAAGAAGUACAUAGAACAGUUUCGCAACCCUUUGAUCAUGCUGCUGCUGGCCUCGGCACUGGUCAGUGUGUUAAUGCGGCAGUUCGACGACGCCGUCAGCAUCACGGUGGCCAUCAUCAUCGUCGUCACCGUCGCCUUCGUCCAGGAGUACCGCUCUGAGAAGUCUCUGCAGGAACUGACCAAGCUUGUUCCUCCAACUUGUCAUUGUUAUCGAGAAGGCGUUCCGGAAUUUUUCCUGGCUCGGAAUCUGGUCCCUGGAGACAUUGUGAACCUGAACGUUGGAGACAGAGUUCCUGCCGACCUCCGAUUAUUUGAAGCUCAUGGUCUGGCCAUCGACGAAAGCAGCUUUACUGGCGAAACAGAACCCUCAUCAAAAGUCACCGUUCCACUUUUGAAGACAAACGGACACACCUCGAAAAGGAACAUCGCUUUCAUGGGCACUCUAGUUCGCUGCGGAAAUGGAAAAGGCAUUGUGAUUAACACUGGUGAGAAAUCUGAGUUCGGAGAGGUCUUCAAAAUGAUGCAGGCUGAAGAAGCACCGAAGACCCCGCUGCAGAAGAGCAUGGACAGUCUCGGAACAAUGCUGUCCUUCUACUCCUUCUGCAUCAUUGGCUUCAUCAUGCUGCUUGGCUGGUUCCAGGGCAGACCUAUUCUUGACAUGUUUACGAUUGGAGUGAGUUUGGCCGUGGCUGCCAUUCCAGAAGGUUUGCCCAUCGUGGUCACUGUGACCCUUGCCCUGGGAGUGAUGCGGAUGGCAAAGAGAAAGGCCAUUAUCAAGAAGCUUCCAACUGUCGAAACUCUUGGCUGUGUGAAUGUCAUCUGCUCGGACAAAACAGGAACCCUGACCAUGAAUGAGAUGACCGUGACCCAAAUGGUCACCUCAGAAGGUUACGAGGCUGAGGUUUCGGGCGCUGGCUACAACAAUCGAGGAAAAGUCCACGCUGUAAAAGAAGGCACCAGAGACUCCUUUGUCAACAUGCUUGAAGUUGGUUGUGUCUGCAACAAUGCUGUCAUUACUGGAGAAACUCUGCACGGACAGCCAACCGAAGGCGCGAUUUUGGCUGCGGGAAUGAAAAUUGGUCUCUACAACAUCACUGACAAAUACAUCCGUCUGCAAGAGUAUCCCUUCAGCUCUGAAACAAAAAUCAUGGCAGUCAAGUGCAUUUUGGCCGACCCCUCCAGAGACGAUCGUAGAGAGAUUUUCUUCGUCAAAGGUGCUAUGGAAAAACUUCUCCACCAGUGCAGAUAUUACUCUGAAAAUGGACGAGCAAUGCAAUUAUCAUCAGAGAAGGUACAAGAAUAUCUGGCAACUUCCUACGAAAUUGGUCGCAAAGGUCUUCGAGUUGUUGGAAUGGCCAAAGGUCACACUUUGCAAGAGCUGAUCUUCACUGGUCUUGUUGGAAUCUGUGAUCCCCCACGACCCCAUGUCCGAGAGGCCAUUCAAACUCUGAUGGGUUCCGGAGUUGAGAUCAAAUUGGUUACUGGAGACGCACAAGAAACUGCUGUGGCCAUUGCUGGAAUGGUUGGUCUUGACACUAUGCACAUGGAAUCUUUAUCUGGUGAUCAUAUCGAGAAAAUGACGGAACAGCAACUCUCACAGAUUGUACCACAAAUCAGCGUCUUUUACAGAGUCACACCUAGACACAAAUUAUGCAUUGUUAAGGCCCUUCAAGCUAAUGGAGUCAUUGUCGGAAUGACAGGUGACGGCGUCAACGAUGGAGUUGCUCUGAAAAAAGCAGACAUUGGAAUUGCCAUGGGCAAAAGUGGCACAGACGUCUGCAAGGAAGCUGCUGACAUGAUCCUAGUCGACGACGAUUUCGAAACAAUCAUUGCUGCUAUAGAAGAGGGCAAGGGCAUUUUUUACAACAUCAGGAACUUUGUACGCUUCCAACUCAGCACCAGUAUUGCAGCUCUCUCCCUUAUUGCGCUCGCCACUCUGAUGGGCAUUCCGAACCCUUUGAACGCUAUGCAGAUUUUGUGGAUCAACAUUAUCAUGGAUGGACCCCCUGCCCAAAGUCUCGGUGUCGAACCUGUGGACAAAGAUGUGAUUAAGCAAAAGCCGAGGGAUGCAAAAACACCAAUGAUUACCAGAGCAGUUAUUAUCAACGUCAUCAUGUCAGCUUCUAUAAUUAUCUUAGGCACUUUGUGGGUGUUCAACCGAGAGAUGAGUGACAACAAAAUCACCCCAAGAGACACCACCAUGACUUUCACUUGUUUCGUUUUCUUCGACAUGUUCAAUGCGCUCAGUUGCAGAUCUCAGACAAAAUCCAUCCUUGCUGUGGGUUUUUUCACCAACAAGGUUUUCCUGAUUGCGGUCAGCCUGUCUGUCAUUGGCCAGCUACUUGUUAUUUAUUUCCCUCCCCUGCAACUAGUUUUCCAGACUGAAGCUUUAACUAUUACUGACCUGAUAUUCUUAGUGUGCCUGACCUCAACUGUCUUUUGGGUGUCGGAAAUCAAGAAAUUCGUUGAGCGACAAAUGGAGCGCCGCUCCGCCUCAACCUACUACCCCAGCGGCAAGGAGCACCUGCUCGAGUAUGUAUGACAGUCGGAGACCGGCGUGGACGAAAGACCCCACGUUGACUGAGAACAGCGUCGCAGGGACAUUGUCCCGCACAUAAAACUAAAAUUUUAGCCCAAAAACUUAUGAAGCUCAAUUCAAAAAUAUUAAUGUAAAUGAACUUUUGUUUUGAAAGUUUCUCCUACUCUCGAAAUUGAAUUUUCCUGAAAGUAUGGAAUCGCUUGUCAUUUUGGGCUAAAAUUUUAGUACGCAAGAAGAACGAAGCCGCUCAGCUGCCGAGUAAGUAACAAUUGGAUAGUGACAGUUACUUUUGAGAAAAUGAGAAUCAAAAUGUUGGCCGCCAAGGUGAGACUGAUUUCUCACUGGCUUGGCAAGUGAAGCACAAAAUUUGCACAGAAAAUGUAAAACUAUUAGCUACGAAAAUAAUAUCAUAGUUCAUCAUGUGCAACAAAGAUUACGGGCUCGCAUUUCCACUCAUCCGGUUUUCAAACAACUUUUAUUUUGAGCCUUUUCUUCUUCAGCAUUUUAUCACAGCCAUGACUUGGAAAUACUUAGUAGAUUGUAAGGUAGCGCUUUUUCAUACAUAAUUCAAUCUCAUUUGAGCUUUGGAAAAAUAAUCAUUAUGUGCCAUUUGGUGUGAAACUUCACUUUUUCAAUCAUGUAUGGAUUGCUGGAAUAUUUCUGUAAGGGACUCACCCUAUUGUUGAAAAUCUAUUUCCGUUCUAAAUCACACCUCCGAGCAUUUGCAAAUAUAUUAGCAAACCCUAUUCCCUAGCAAUGCAAUUUGCAUAAAAUUGUGAUAAUACUUUUAUUGGAAAAUUACACUAUUUAUGAUUGCGUGAGUGUGCAAUAAUUUCUCACUCGUCUAUCGAAAGGGCUUUUGCUAAUUAUAUUCCUAGCCUGUUCACUAAUUCUACUUGUAUAACUGUUAUAACAUAGAAAAACACUGAUAAUGUCACUGUUGCCAGAGCCAUUCCACGAAAAAGUGUUUCAAUUUUGAGUCGACUUGAUUGCGUUUCUGUCGCCUCGUUUGUUACUUAUGUUUGGUGGUAAUUUUUAAUUCUCGUGCGUAAAUAGAGUUGUGAUGCUUUUAACAGAUUUUAAAUUGCGAAUUAUUAAAAAAAAGAAUGCAUAUCUUGUUCUGUUAAACAAACAAAAAAUGAUAUUUUGUUAAAAUGUGCAAAGUUUAUCGGUGUACACUGCUGGCAACUUUGGUGAAAAAUGUUAGGUGCCCAGUUGAAUCUUGAAAAAUACAAUGGAAAAGUUUAAACUAUAUUUUUUUUUAUUGAAAUCUCUUAAUUCUGUUUAACAAAAAUUAGCUAUUUCUAGCCUUGAAUACUAGUUGGUGUUUUGGGCAGGAUGCAAUGAUUCCUGGUAGCGAUGGCGGAAUGGCAUUGAAUGUUGGUGUAGAGAUUACAAACUUCUGCACCACAGCGGCCACCAGCAUGAAAAUGUAGCUUUUGGCCAAGGUUUCACCCAAACAUCUUCUCCUCCCUGUUCCAUUUAUUAUAGUAAUGUAAAAAAUUAUUUGAGGUAAAAAUUACCAAGCCCGAAAGGCAUGAGCCACUCGUCACUCUCCAGGACUCCCUCUUUUUUGAUAAAACGCUCCGGCCUAAAUUCCUCAGGGUCUCCCCAGUGUCCUGAGUCAUGGUGUAAUGACCACAGGUUGAUCAAAAUAGUAGUGUCCUUUAAUUAAAAUGAAAAUUAAUUUCCUGCCUUUUUAAACUAAGAUUUAUACUUUCGGAAUUGAGUAUCCCUCAAGGUCUGUGUCCCUGAGUGCCCUUCUUGGUCCUGCAAUGGGGACAAUGGAGCUCAAUCUAUUCGCCUCUUGAAUCACAGCACCGGUAUAAGGCAGCCUAAAAAUCAGUUUUAUAUUUAUUUUAUUUUAUCAAAGUUAUUUUACUUUGACUGGUGAGCCAAAGAAGGGGGAAGUUGCGUCCCAAUCACACUGGAAAUUUCAGCAAAUGCCUUUUCCUGCACUCUGGGGUUUAGAGCCAAAUAUAAGAAAAUGAAGUCUAGAGUUGUGCUGGUGGUUGUUGAGCCGGCAACAAACAUGUCCAAAACCACCAUGACCAGUUGGUCAUC